CUGGAAACUUAGGCAACAUGGCGGACCACUUUGCCAAGGAGAGCGACUAUGGCUACAUCCGCAAGGUCUCCGGACCUGUGGUCAUUGCUGAUCACAUGGCCGGAGCUGCCAUGUAUGAGCUUGUGCGCGUGGGAGCUGACAAUCUGAUUGGUGAAAUCAUUCGUCUGGAGGGAGACAGCGCAACGAUCCAGGUGUAUGAGGAGACGGCUGGCCUGUGCGUGGGCGACACCGUGCUGCGCACAAAGAAGCCUCUCUGCGUGGAGCUGGGCCCUGGUAUCCUGGGCAACAUCUUCGAUGGCAUUCAGCGCCCGCUCAAGCAAAUUGCCCAGCAAAGCGGUGAUGUGUUCAUUCCCCGUGGCGUGGCAGUCCCCGCUCUUGAUAUUGUUAAACAAUGGGAAUUCCACCCCAAGGGCUUUAAGGUUGGUGACCGCAUCACUGGGGGAGAUAUUUAUGGUAUCGUUGCGGAGAACAGCCUUAUCGAGCACCGCCUUAUGCUUCCGCCUGGAGCGCGCGGUACCGUCACUUACAUUGCCUCGUCGGGCCACUACAACGUGGAUGAGGAGAUUAUCGAGGUGGACUUCCAGGGCCAGAAGAAGAAGUACAGCAUGAAGCAGCUGUGGCCAGUGCGCAUGCCGCGUCCGGUAGCGCAGAAGCUCAUUGCGGAUACGCCGCUCUUGACUGGCCAGCGUGUGCUGGAUGCGCUUUUCCCGUCCGUGCUGGGUGGUACAUGCGCUAUCCCCGGUGCGUUCGGUUGCGGUAAGACCGUCAUUUCGCAGGCGCUGUCGAAGUAUUCAAACUCUGACGGCAUUAUCUACGUGGGUUGCGGUGAGCGCGGCAAUGAGAUGGCUGAGGUGCUGGCGGAGUUCCCGGCACUGACUAUGACUUUGCCGGAUGGGCGCGAGGAGUCCAUCAUGAAGCGCACUUGCCUGGUCGCGAACACGUCGAACAUGCCUGUGGCCGCUCGUGAGGCCUCCAUCUACACUGGCAUUACUUUGGCGGAGUACUUCCGUGACAUGGGCUACCACUUCUCUAUGAUGGGUGACUCCACGUCGCGCUGGGCCGAGGCCCUCCGUGAGAUUUCGGGUCGCCUGGCAGAGAUGCCUGCCGAUUCCGGUUACCCGGCCUACCUGGGAGCCCGUCUUGCGUCCUUCUACGAGCGUGCUGGUCGCGUGCAGUGCUUGGGUGGGCCAAAGCGCGAGGGAUCGGUCACCAUCGUCGGCGCUGUGUCGCCACCGGGUGGUGAUUUCUCGGACCCUGUCACGGCAGCUACUCUGGCCAUCGUGCAGGUCUUCUGGGGUCUGGACAAGAAACUGGCGCAGCGCAAGCACUUCCCAUCGGUCAACUGGCUCAUCUCGUACUCGAAGUACACAAAGGCGCUGGAGCCCUUCUACGACAAGUUCGAUCCCGAGUUUGUCCAGCUGCGUACCAUCUUCCGCGAGGUGCUGCAGAAGGAGGAUGAGCUCAAUGAAAUUGUGCAGCUUGUGGGCAAGGACGCCCUAGCCGAGUCGGAUAAGGUCGUGCUGGAGACGGCCAGGUUCAUCAAGGAUGACUACCUACAGCAGAACUCGUUCACCAAGUACGAUAAGUACUGCCCAUUCUAUAAGAGCGUGGAGAUGAUGCGGAACAUCUCCACAUUCCAUCGCCUGGCAACAGCUGCUAUUGAGAAGACGGCUGCCGGCAAUGCAGAGGGACAAAAGAUUACUCUCAACGUCAUUAAGCAACGCAUGGGCGACACGCUGUACAAGCUUACCAGCCAAAAGUUCGAGGAUCCGGCUGAGGGCGAGGAGGUGGUUAGGCGGAAGCUGAAGACUGUCUACGAGGAGCUAUCUGACCGUUUCCGCGCUCUUGAGGAGGAGUUCCGAUGAUUUGUUGCCACUUACCGGAUACCACAACACGGUCGUAAGGUGGAUGUGUGGACACUUAAGUGCCAAAUGAAUUGGCGAAGCAGCUGGCACUGGGCACUUGCACGGACGAGGGCGGGGGUUAGGGGUGAAAGGGAAGCCAUGGAACCGAAAGUGGCUUGCGGAAGGUGGAGGUAGGCGUGGUUAAUUAACAUGCAACCGUAACAUGUUUUAUAUUAAAAUGGAACGGAAGCUAUGUUGCAGCGUCCGCCAUCACGCUUCGUGAUCUUUUGAGGGCAGCAGGCUAUGGGUUACGUGCGAUCACAGGUGUGUGCGGGAGCUUCAGCACGGCAUUCGUUCGUUGAACUCGAGACGUAGUUUAGCAGCGUCUUGCCUUGACCAUUUUUGACAGAUAUACGAAGAAAUUGGCCGCUGUACAUUCCGUGAACAUAUGCCACUUUGAUUGAAACCAUGUCGGCAUGGCUACAGUAUCAUUCAACCUAAUUGAUAAGGUACAUACGUACACGAUCACAGAAUUUUACAUCAAUGGUCUGGGACAAAGUGGAUCGACAUGCAACUCGUCGUGCAAUUGGGAAUCCACCGUUGGCGCAAAAUUCAUGGCUUGCAACCC
Molecule: messenger RNA, 2472 nt
Organism: Volvox carteri f. nagariensis
Lineage: Eukaryota; Viridiplantae; Chlorophyta; Chlorophyceae; Chlamydomonadales; Volvocaceae
Gene: atpva1
Product: vacuolar ATP synthase, subunit A
Exons: 11
Coding region: 18-1865 (615 amino acids)
Biological process (GO): ATP metabolic process; proton transmembrane transport
Cellular component (GO): plant-type vacuole; proton-transporting V-type ATPase, V1 domain
Molecular function (GO): ATP binding; ATP hydrolysis activity; proton-transporting ATPase activity, rotational mechanism
Source: RefSeq, a predicted model, not a curated record